AUUGGAUGAUCGUGACGUGUGUAUAGUUUAUAUACAAGGCUGCUGUCAACUUAUGAAGAAAUAUCAUAUUUAUCUAUAUUCAUAAUGUUAUGUAUUUACAAUCGUCCAUAAAGAUUUAGAAACUUUUUUUUCCAAAUUACAAUGGAUUUAUCUGGAAGAGAAUAACAUUCGUUGCCAUAAUGGGUUAUUUUGGGCGCAAGUGAAUUUACCAAGGGUAUGACACUGAUAUUUGUGAUACUGUUUACACUGUUCACAUUUUAGUAAAUGAUAAUGAUAUGAAUUGCUAAAUUAUGAGGUACAUGAUGUUGCACAUAUCAUAAUCAUGCUACACUGGAAGCUUGUCACAUUUAUCGUCUGCUGUUUUGGAUAUUUCAAAAAGCUGCGUCCAUCGGAGGCUUAUUUGACGGCGUAUCUGACGGGGCCAUGGCAGAAUCUCACGGAAACGGAAGUUGACAAUCAAGUUUACCCUUGGUGGACAUAUUCCUAUCUCCUAUGGUUAUUUCCAAUAUUUUUAUUGACGGACUACUUUCGGUAUAAACCCAUACUCAUUCUUGACGGCAUUGCAUAUAUCAUAACAUGGGUACUACUUCUUUGGGCGCACGGAAUCCCUGCAAUGAAAUGUAUGCAAGUAACAUAUGGGUUGGCUACUGCCUGUGAAAUCGGAUAUUUUUCAUAUCUGUAUGUAAUUGUGUCUAAAGAACAUUUUCAAAAAGUAGCAAGUUUCACAAAAGCAGCUACAUUAUUCGGAAAGUUCGUGGCUUAUCUGUGUGGACAACUCUUUGUUUCUUUUGACGUUUUAGAUUACUUCCAGCUAAAUAUCUUCUCUUUCGUAAGCGUAAUAAUUGCAUUUAUCAUAACACUAAUUUUACCACGUGCUGAACAUUCGGAACUGUUCAAUCCAAAAAAAGAAGAUGGCGACUUAUCAACAGCGAAAGGUGAAAAAGAUCAAGAAGAAAGAGUAAUAGGGAAUAAGACUGUUGUAAUCAAUGGUCCAAGAAGCCUGUUUAAGUUCCUUUGGGACGAGGUUAGAUCAGUUUAUUCUAACAGGAAUAUUCUUAUUUGGUCCGUAUGGUGGGCAUUCGCAUCAUGUGGAAGCUAUCAGGUAGCGAAUUACAUUCAAAACUUAUGGCACAUUUUGACGCCAUACAAACACGACCGGAAGAACCGCCAUCUUUAUAAUGGUGCGGUAGAAGCUGCCGGAACACUGUUCAGUUCUGGGUCCGUUUUACUGAUCGGUUUCCUGCCGAUCAACUGGUCAAAACGAGGCAGAUGUGAGGUACUAAUGGCGGCGGUUUGCGGUCUAAACGCAGUCAUGUUGAUAAUAAUGGCUAAAACCACGAGUAUCUGGGUUUGUUACGUACUGUAUGACCUGUUCAGAGCAUCCUAUCAGAUUGUCAUCACCAUAGCAACGGCACAGAUAGCGGAACACCUAUCACGACAGAGGUACGGGUUCGUGUUUGGUUGUAACACAUUUCUAGCUUUACUGAUAGAGACCAUCUUGACUGCCAUUGUCGUAGAUAAAGCUGGGCUUGACGUCGAUGUCCAAACACAGUUUAUGGUGUACGGAGGUUAUUUUGCUGUUAUGACGGGGGCUUUUCUUGUUGUAGCUAUAGCAACCAUUGUUUGGUCAAGAACAACACAUCAGCGUUUUUACGAUAUGGACGUACAUGUACAGGCGACAGACACUUGAUGAAAACAAGAAAAUGAUUUUACUUUUGUUCAUUUAUGUAGUGACAUUUUUUUGUAUAAAAGAAAGACAUAUGUACAUUACAUUUUGAAGAUAAAAGUAAAUGUCUGAUAAAAUUAUAAGAAACUUUGA
This is a messenger RNA of Ruditapes philippinarum (Manila clam), 1819 nucleotides long. Its product is annotated as thiamine transporter 1-like. The transcript is spliced from 4 exons. Gene Ontology annotation, biological process: transmembrane transport; vitamin transport. Bases 323 to 1690 code for a protein of 455 amino acids. The record is from RefSeq and is a predicted model, not a curated record. Gene Ontology annotation, molecular function: vitamin transmembrane transporter activity. Lineage: Eukaryota; Metazoa; Mollusca; Bivalvia; Venerida; Veneridae. Gene Ontology annotation, cellular component: plasma membrane.